Molecule: messenger RNA, 2114 nt
Organism: Cucumis sativus (cucumber)
Lineage: Eukaryota; Viridiplantae; Streptophyta; Magnoliopsida; Cucurbitales; Cucurbitaceae
Product: eukaryotic translation initiation factor 3 subunit D
Exons: 1
Coding region: 150-1850 (566 amino acids)
Biological process (GO): translational initiation
Cellular component (GO): cytoplasm; eukaryotic translation initiation factor 3 complex
Molecular function (GO): translation initiation factor activity
Source: RefSeq, a predicted model, not a curated record
UAAUUUGAAGCAGUGUAUAGUGAGGCAAAGAAAAGAAAGAAGGAAGCUAGGGUUUUGGCCGCCGUUUUAGGUUGCUGCUCGUUGCCUCUCCAACUCUCCUGCUCUCUUCUUCUUCUCUUCCCAAUCUCCUUCUGAUCUGAUCCUCAAUCAUGGUCGGAGGUUUUGAAGUGGGAGCUGUCCCCUACAACCCUGAUGGUUGGGGUCCUCCGGACUCUACCGCCACUCUCGUCGCCUCCUCUAACCUCCCUCUCAAUGUCCCUUUUGCCCCAUUUUCUCGCUCCGAUAAGCUUGGCCGGAUUGCCGAUUGGACUCGAACCAUGAAUAACCCUGGUCGCCCCAAGACUGCUUCCGAUUCCGUCUUUGAUUUCACCAAUGACGAUUCCUUUCCUGCCAAUGCCGAUGAGGACAUGUCCUUUCGUUUGGUUGAUGGAAAGCCUCCUCCGCGCCCUAAGUUUGGCCCUAAAUGGCGAUUCAAUCAACAAAGGACGCAACUACCUCAGCGCCGCGACGAAGAAGUUGAAGCUCGUAAGCGUGAGGCCGAGAAGGAGCGGGCUCGCCGUGACCGCCUUUACAACCUCAACAGGUCUAAUGUCAAUGCCCCUCGUCGUGAAGCUGCUGUUUUCAAAUCCUCUGUGGAAAUUCAACCUGAAUGGAACAUGCUUGAUCAGAUUCCCUUCUCCACUUUCUCAAAGCUGUCCUUCUCUGUUCCCGAGCCCGAAGACCUUCUUCUCUGCGGCGGCUUAGAGUUCUAUGAUCGAGCAUACGACCGAAUCACUCCCAAGAACGAACGCCGCCUCGAACGCUUCAAGAACCGCAACUUCUUCAAGGUAACUACUACUGACGAUCCUGUCAUUCGUCGUUUAGCAAACGAGGACAAAGCCACAGUUUUUGCCACCGAUGCCAUCCUUUCUACACUUAUGUGCGCAACGAGAUCGGUCUACUCCUGGGAUAUUGUGGUUCAGCGUGUUGGUAACAAGCUUUUCUUUGAUAAGAGAGAUGGGUCACAACUUGAUUUGCUUGCCGUCCACGAGACCUCUCAGGAACCCUUACCAGAGGCGAAGGAUGAUAUCAAUUCUGCUUACUCACUCAGUGUUGAAGCUGCUUACAUUAAUCAGAACUUUUCACAGCAAGUUUUAGUUAGGGAUGGAAAUAAGGUGGCCUUUGACGAGCCAAACCCAUUUGCAAAUGAGGGUGAGGAGGUUGCUUCUGUUGCUUAUAGGUAUAGGAGGUGGAAACUCGAUGAUGAUAUGUAUCUUGUAGCCAGGUGUGAGGUUCAAAGUGUAAUGGAGGUUAAUAAGCAAAGAUCGUUCUUGACUUUGAAUGCUCUUAAUGAAUUUGAUCCCAAAUAUUCUGGUGUUGAUUGGAGGCAGAAAUUGGAGACACAGAGGGGUGCUGUUUUGGCUACUGAGUUGAAGAACAAUGCUAAUAAAUUAGCAAAAUGGACAGCUCAAGCCCUGUUGGCUAGUGCAGAUAUGAUGAAAUUGGGAUACGUCUCUAGGGUUCAUCCUCGUGAUCACUUUAACCAUGUCAUCUUAGCUGUGGUUGGAUACAAACCUAAGGAUUUUGCAGGUCAAAUUAACUUGAAUACUUCUAACAUGUGGGGUAUUGUUAAAUCAAUCGUGGAUUUGUGCAUGAAAUUGAAUGAAGGUAAGUAUGUUUUGGUUAAGGAUCCAUCGAAACCUCAAGUUAGGAUCUAUGAGGUUCCUGCAGAUGCAUUUGAGAAUGAUUAUGUUGAGGAGCCACUGGCUGAGGAGGAUCAAGUGCAACCACCAGCAGAAGAUGAAAAUGGUGUCACUCCUAAUGCGGCGACGGAUGAUGCAGAAGAGAAGGUUGAUGCUGUUCAAGCUUAGGUCAGCAGCAUCGCAUCCAUUGUUGUUUUUCCAACUUGCCCGGGGAAGUUAAAAUUUUAAUCUCUUGUUUCUUUCUCUACGUCCUUCCUUUUUCUAAGAUUGUUAUUUAUAUUGGUUUUGAAUUUCAACAAGCAUAAUAUGACACAUUGCUCGAGUAACUUUCACUUGUUAAAAACUUUUGCUAGCACAGCCGGUUAUGAUGUUAUGGAAGUUUUGAACAUGAGUUCUUUCCAUCAAUCAUAUAUAUUUCUAUGGAUUCUUUUA